UUAAUCAUUAAUAAACUGGAUUAGCUCAGUCUUCUGUAAAUAUGACGAAUGCAUCCCCAGCUUCAUUAGUCCGGCUCUCCUUCAGUGCAGCUCCACCGGCCCGGCUGAGUUUGGUUUGCCCGUAACGGUCCUGAAUUAGUUUUGUUCCACUUUUUAUGUCCAACAACAGCUGUUAAAAAUGCUGGCCCUGAUGCUGUUGCUCUUUGUAAUCUCCUUCCAGACUUUUCUGACGGAUGGAUUAAAAAACAACCUUUAAGGAUUAUUUUGACUCUUUAAGGAUUAAAUUACACCCUUGUUUCAUUUUGUAUCUUUGCCCUUUUUUCUGCUUUUUGUUAACUUUUUAAAAUUUUGACUUUUUCCGGUCGACAUGCCGAUGAAACGCAGCAACAGCAGCUCUGCCGGAGACGACGCGUUUCUUAUUCACUCUUUUACAAAAACUUUAUGCGGCUCACAAGAAGUAAUGAGCUCAGACUUUAACGGACAAGUACGCUUUAAUCCAGAAGAGGAUUCUGGGAUUAAAUCAGAAGACAGCAAUGAGACACCAUCGUCUGAGGAGGACUCUGAUCUUGUGGAACUAAACUCAGACCUGAACAUCAAAGAGAGCGUCGGUUCCUCUAGAAAGACCAUCAGUCAGAUCAUCAAGGACAAGAAGAAACAAACCCAGCUCACGCUGCAGUGGCUUGAGGAGAACUACAUCGUGUGUGAAGGAGUGUGUCUCCCGCGGUGCAUUCUCUAUGCUCACUACCUGGACUUCUGUGGGAAAGAGAAUCUAGAGCCGGCCUGUGCUGCUACCUUUGGAAAGACAAUCCGGCAGAAGUUUCCUCUUUUAACAACAAGACGACUCGGCACCAGAGGACACUCCAAAUAUCAUUAUUAUGGAAUUGGCAUCAAAGAGAGCAGUGCUUAUUACCACUCUGUGUAUUCUGGUAAAGGGUUGACCAGAUUUUCAGGAAGUAAGCUGAAGAAUGAGGGCGGCUUCACGAGGAAAUACUCCCUGAGCUCUAAAACAGGAACAUUACUCCCAGACUUCCCAAACGCCCAGCAUCUCCUACUGCAGGGAAACAUCUCCAGAGAAAAGGUGGACACACUGAUCAUGAUGUAUAAAACACACUGCCAGUGCAUCCUGGACAACGCUAUUAAUGUCAGCUUUGAAGAGAUCCAGAAUUUUCUGCUCCAUUUCUGGCAGGGGAUGCCCGACCACCUGCUGCCGCUGCUUGAAAACCCGGUUAUCGUCGACAUCUUCUGCGUCUGUGACUCCAUUCUCUACAAGGUUUUAACAGAUGUUUUGAUUCCCGCCACGAUGCAAGAGAUGCCCGACAGUCUGUUAGCAGAUAUUAGAAACUUUGCCAAACACUGGGAGCACUGGUUAGCCUCUUCCCUGGAAAACCUCCCAGAAAGCCUUGCAGCUAAGAAGCUCCCUAUUGCACGUGGCUUUGUUUCCUCCCUGAAGAGACAGACUUCCUUCUUGCACCUGGCUCAGAUAGCACGCCCGGCGCUGUUCGACCAGACCGUGGUGACCAGCAUGGUGAUGGAUAUCGACAAGGUGGAUCUGAACAGCAUCACCUCACAGCCUCUGCUCAGCGUAUCGGCCGCUGGAGGCCAGGAGUCUGAUAUUUACUCCGAGUAUGAUUCUGUCACUGUCUUUCAGGAACUGAAGGAGCUGCUGAGGAAAAACGCCACAGUUGAGUCGUUCAUCGAGUGGUUGGACUCGGUGGUAGAGCACAAAGUCAUCAAGCCUGGUAAGCAGAGUGGUCGACCUCUGAAGAAGCGAGCUCAGGACUUCCUCUUGAGGUGGAGCUUCUUCGGUGCCAGAGUGAUGCACAACCUCACGCUGAACAACGCCUCCAGCUUUGGCUCCUUCCAUCUGAUCAGGAUGCUGCUGGACGAGUACAUCCUGCUGGCUCUGGAAACCCAGUUCAACAACGACAAGGAGCAGGACCUGCAGAACCUUCUAGAUAAAUACAUGAAAAAUGCAGAUGCCAGUAAAGCAACGUUCAUGGCGUCACCCAGUUCCUGCUUUCUAGCCAAUCGCAGCAAGGCAUCUGCUCCCUCUGACCAAUCAGUAAAGAACGAGUCUCUGGGAGAACACACCUACAAAGCUGUGUUCACCAAUCAGCAGCAGGGUCUGGAGGCGAAAACUGGGCUCUACCAGGGAAACAACACAUCUGGGUUCACGGCUGCAGGAGGUCAGAUGGACUUCUCUCAGGUCAGCGGCCCCCUCAUGACUCCUCCCAUCUCUCCAGCUGCGUUUGUCCACCGUGGCUCCGUCAUCAACCAAGGGCCCAUGGCGGGGAGGCCCCUCACAUCCUCCUGCUCUUCUUCCUCUUGCUCAUUCUCCUCGUCCUCCUGCUUCUCCUCUAUCAGUGCAAUGACCCAGCCCUGCCAAUCCUACUCAGAGACCCUGUACCACAGCUUACCUCAGACCAGCACUGGCUACUUUCCUCCAGCCAGCAGCCCCUCUGGUCCAAACUACCAGACUGCUCUCAGAUCCCAGACCCAGAACCAGUGUCAGUCUCCUCUGGCGUGCCACCUCCCUCGCUACUCCUCCAUCACUGACCAGACCCUCGCGAAAGACAUCUUCUACAACCAUCAUCCUGCUCCUCUCCAUCACUCCUCCAGCAGCUCAGACUGCUCCCUGACUCCUUACGGCUCAGUUGUUCCACCAGCAUCCAGCUACGCCCCCGGCUCGGAUCCUGUUCGGACAGAACGAGGACUGGACCAGCAGGCAGCCGCUCAGGUCCUGGAUCCUGGUGAGGGUUUUGGAUUUGUGGAGGGCAACCUGAACCUCACCAGUGGAGCCUGUCAGGAACAGACGUUCUCCGUUACAGGACACAGCGGUUAUUAUGGUGACAGCAGCUACUUGGCCAGCCAGCACGUGUCGGUCAUCAGCAGCGUCAGACGUCUGCGUUCCUUUCCGUCGUCAUUCUCCGAAGUCCACGAUCCGCUCAACAUUCUGGCCGAACCAGGAAGGAAAACAGCUGGAGGCUUUUUCAGUGAGACUGAAACUGGACCGGAUCACCCCCUUGCCUCAUCGGGAUCGGCUCCCUGCAUGUUCGGACUUCCCUCUCCGUUUGGCUCUCAGGAUUCUCUGAUGUCUCAGCAGCGUGGGGCGGUGUCUUCAGAGGUACCGGACCUGGUGUCCUCGCUCCCACCCAUCAACACUGUGUUCAUGGGCCACGGGGGUGUUCAGUGACUCUGAUCCGUUCCAUCAAACAGGAACACGGUCCCUAGGUUCAAGAUGCAUUAUAAAGGUUUUUAUUGUAUUUAAAGGUUUCAUGUUUUAAAUAGAUAAAUGUAGAAGAAGAAAAAAAUUUGUUGAAUAAAAUAAUGAUAACAUGCAAAUACAAUCACAGAAUCCAGUUAUUACUAAUUAUUUUGGUGGUGGAAUUUCUUCACUUUGGUAAAAAGUAAAAAUGGCCAAGAAUUGAAAUUACAGCAGCUUUGAUUUAGUUUACUUACUUUAAUCAAUAAAACCCCAACUGCCUUUCAAAGGAAACACUUCCUGUUUGGGUGAUGCUCUUCCCAGUCUACCUCCAACAUGAGGAAACCCAAAGGAAAUAACAAUCAACAGUCCACUUUUAUCCCCUUUACAAUAAGAUUUUGGCCUUGGAGCUUCCUCAUGAAGGCAGUUUUUACCUCCCAUAGUUGAAAUGUGACCCCUGACCUUACUCAAGUGAGGCUUCCAGAGCUGGGUAUUUUGUUCCUGAGUCCCUUUAGAACGAGGCACGGUGUGCUGCUUUGUUGUUGUUUUUUUUGGUCAAUGGCAAAUGCAGCCUGAUUUUUACAUAUUUUUAAACUUGUUACUACUUUCCUGAGAAACAGAAUCAGAAAUGGCUCAGACAAAAGUGUUUACUUAAAGGCACGCUUUGGCAGUUUUGCUUGCUUUUAGCACCUCCUAGUGUCCAUUAUUCAUUCUCUGUGGUAAAACUGAAAGCAAAACAUUUCCCUGCUGUGCCUUUGUCUUUUUAACACCUUAAUCUAACUGCUGAAAUUUCUCACGAGCCUACAUUGGUUUCUACAUGAGUGAUUCAUCACUGAAUUAAACAAAUCAGCUGUGUUCAUGAUCUAAAAUAUGCAGGAAACAUGGUGGAAGCAGACUGCAGCGCCAGGUAUGUCAGGCCCAACAGAGCAGCCUGCAACUCUGAAGUUGCAACUGCAAUAUUCUGGCCACACAGUGGGGGUCUGAGUGACAUUUCAUUAACCAUGUAAAGGGUCAUUUUUAGCUCAUGAUGGCUCAAGAAAAUUAUUUUAAAAUAUGAAAAGUUGCAAAGUGUGCCUUUAAUUGUUACAGGACCAGCUGGCAGAAAGGAGGGAUUUGUUUGUGUGGGAGGAUUUCUGUCUAAAGGCUUUCAAUGGACACCUCCGUAAAACUCCUGCCUACUCAGCAGAACACAAAUUCAGGCCAGAUGGGCGUUAAUAAAACAUCAAAUCAGGCUAAAUGCAGGUGGGUCAGUUUAUGACACUGACUGCAAAUUGUUGAUCUCAACAACAUUUAUGGUCAUGCAUAAUUCCUGAGGUAUCGAUUCUGAAUCUACUCUAUUUUCUGGACAUUUAGCUUUGACAUGGGGGUGAGGAGUAAGUGUGUGUGUGUGUGUGUGUGUGUGUGUGUGUGUGUGUGUGUGUGUGUGUGUGUGUGUGUGUGUGUGUGUGUGUGUGUGUGCGUGUGUGUGCGUGUGUGUGUGUGUGUGUGUGUGGUUUUUAUAUCCAAGUCCUCCAAAUGAAGUCAAAUACAGAUUUGUUUUUAAGAGACUACUAUCUUCUCUUAUGGUUUUUCUUUAAAUACAACAAAUGUUCUUUCUAUUGCUGCCAACUCACACCUGAAAGCAAAGUUUUGCAUUUUUAGGUAAACAAAAAACUUGUGAAUGUUUGACAAAUUGAUUAAAGAAUAAAUUAUUCUUUUAUUCUCACUAACCUUUUUAAAAUAACAUCCAUUCAUCAUCAGCUUCUUUUUAGGACUGUGUAGCAGAGAUCCAAAGACUCCCUAGCUUCUUUCUCCAAAUUAUUCCCAGGCCUGCUGUAAGAUCAAAUUUCUCCUGCAAGUCCUGGAGCUGUGUCGAGGUCUUCUCCUGGUGAGACAUCUCUGAA
Nothobranchius furzeri (turquoise killifish) is the source of this 5085-nucleotide messenger RNA. RefSeq names its product regulatory factor X, 6 (gene rfx6). The record is from RefSeq and is a predicted model, not a curated record. Lineage: Eukaryota; Metazoa; Chordata; Actinopteri; Cyprinodontiformes; Nothobranchiidae. Gene Ontology annotation, biological process: regulation of transcription by RNA polymerase II. Gene Ontology annotation, molecular function: RNA polymerase II cis-regulatory region sequence-specific DNA binding; DNA-binding transcription factor activity, RNA polymerase II-specific.